Molecule: messenger RNA, 3369 nt
Organism: Colletotrichum graminicola M1.001
Lineage: Eukaryota; Fungi; Ascomycota; Sordariomycetes; Glomerellales; Glomerellaceae
Exons: 2
Coding region: 1-3369 (1122 amino acids)
Biological process (GO): regulation of mitotic cytokinesis
Molecular function (GO): GTPase activator activity
Source: RefSeq, a predicted model, not a curated record
AUGCAGACCGUUCCCAGUCUCGUGGGAACUGGCACUGCCGUUGCUGCGGCGGCCCUCGGUCUCGUUUUUGCUCAUCCCGACGACGAGUUGAGUUCCACACAGUCCGCCUCGAACAAGAGGAAACUAGCCUCAGACAAAGACAUUCCUCCGAACCAUCCACUGAGCAGUCCUGCUGUCUCGUUGCGCCCCGGCACCAGUUCUGGCGCCCAGCAGCUGCCGACUCCUACAGAAGACGCAGGCUACACGAAUUUUCCCAACCAACAAUUCUCCUUCUCGAACUCCAACGAGCCCUCGUCCGCGCGCCCUUCCCGUCCACUCAGCUCGCAUUUCAGCUUUGCGCCGUCGUUGCUGCACAGCAGAAGAGCGUCGCACGUGAAGCAGGGAGACCAGGCGGCAACGCCCUACAUCGCGGAGGAUCCCAGAGACUCUGUUUCGUCCAAUGGGUCCUGGAUGAGGCGCUUGUCACUCCGGCCAUUAUCACAACACGGGAGCAUUAGAUCAAGUCUGGGCCUCGACAGCCACUCCGUCGCCUUCUCACACGGUUCCGCGGCCCCGAUUCUGUCGCCCACCGGCUCGAUCCCUCCGCCGUUGCCUCCGAAUAAACUGGUAAAGCGACCCCCUUCGUCACAACGGAAUGAUCCUGUGACGCGCCGCCGGUCCAAAACGCACCUUCCCAGUCUUCGCCGGCCCGCCACCAGUCACCAAAGAUCUGCCACUUUGCACCAGAUUCAUCUCGACGUGAACCACGUUGAGCCCGAUACCGACCCCAAAUUCUCCUUCGACCGCUGCCUCCAAAACGCCGGAGACAGUGCUGCAACUCGCCCUAAACAAGAAAGCGACUCGACUUUCCAAAAACCGAGUCCGAGUACUAAGUGGACCUCGUUCUUCCACGCGCGCAGAGCCAAUGUCACUGCACGGAUCGCUCCCGAUCGCCUAAUUGACCGCAGUCCCAGCACACGAUCCCCCUCGGCGACAACAAGGCGUCUAUUGGUGUCCAACGACAGAAAGCACGGUAUCUACCUGGUUGGUGGUGGUAUGUUGGGGAACACCGUUGCGCCCUCCGAAGACGUCCCAUCGCUUGUGGAAGACGAAGCAGUGGUUGAGGACACGUGCGACGACGUCGGAGACACGAGGGAGCCCGAAGAAGACAACACGCCAGCAACGCCAGACGACACGCCUUCCAAACGUACCCGAAUCUCAAUGCAUUUCAACUCUCCCAACUGGAUCCCGAGGGCGGGCAGUCUUCGACGGACAAAGCGUGGAGCAGGAUCCAAAGGCGAUGGUGGAAGUAAGCGACACGUCUCUGCGCCUACGUCGAUGUCCCCCGGCCGCGCCCAAGACGACGACCAUGCUGCGCCUGCGGACGCAGACGACUUUCAGACGCCGCCAGGCCAUCAAACAGCCGCCAACCUGGACCUCGCAUCAGCUGCACAGAUGAGUCCACGCAGUUCUCCGGCCCCUCUUCCCCCGUUGUCGCGACUCUCCAGCUUCAAUGUCGACGUUUCCCGAAUAGGCUCAUCGGGAGGCGCUGGUCCAUCCCCCCGGUCUAUCCAACCAUCUGGCAGUUCUCAGGGCUCGUCGGCGUUCGCUGCGUACAACCGCAGCGCCCCGACCGAUCGAAGCUCGACUCUGAACAGCUCCGACUUCGACUCGAGAGAUUUUAUCUCGGGCGAUGAUGACACGGACUUCAAGAGCGAGACCAUAUUUGACUCAUUACGAACUGCCGAGUCCGACCGUAACCGCGCGGUCGAGACCCCGCUCGAUCACAUGUUUGACGAGUCGCCGCCAGGCACUGCUGGACACCCCAGGGCCAAGCGACUGUCCAUCCACGAGAUUCUCGGCCGCUCAUGGGAUGCCGAUGACAGAAUCAUGGAGGAGGAUGAGAACAUGCCGACGCCGGUUCGUGUCAACCACGAGCCAAGAAUACGCACCGACUCAGAUAUAAUGGCACCACGCUACAGCUUGGAGCGACCUUCGAAUGAGUAUUCUCUCGGAAGUAAUGACUUUGGCCGCUUGUCGAUUGAGGACGAUUUCGACGACGACUGGGCUCGUGACGAGGAUGACAUGGACUGGGGCAACCAGCUCUCGCCGCCAAGCUCGAUGAACUCCCGUGGCGUCAGUCCCCAUCUGCGCAUGGCACUCGCUAGUAUCAGCGGCAACGGAAACGCCGAUGCGGCACACGACCCUAGCGAACGGCCUCGCAGCAAUAUUUUUGAUUGGAGCGAGCCGACCCAGGACAAGCCAGAUCACAGCAGUUCGUUCCGGCCAAAGACUGCCUACGGAAAGCAGGAACUCGAUAUGAGAGGUGGUCGUACGGCGGUUCGAAAGGGCCCAACGGCUAUGCACGUUCGCAGUCAGAGUGUGCCCGUUGUCCAUGAUCCCACAGAUGGUGCGACAAUGAACCCGAAGUUCGGCACAUGGGGGCUGAGCAGCAAGACUGUGAGCGAGGACUGGGACGAUGACUUCGAGUUCGACGGUAACGAGAACGAGGACAAGGAAGCUGAGAAUGCAUUUGCCAUGGUUGUCCCCGCCUCCAUCCAGGCCUCGCAGCCGAGCCUCAAGCAACAUACUGGGCACAUCAGAGAGUUGUCUUUGCUCGUCAAUGACCUCAAAAGGCUGUGUCGACUCGGCCGAGACUUGGACAUGCUCGGUGGAUCCAAUGCCGGUGUCUGGAAGGAAGCUGAGGGGAUCAUCGCGCUCGCAUCGCCCGACGAAGAUGAGUUGGAGGGCAUGGACGUGGACUCAUCCUCCAUCAUGAGCGGUUUUGACGCUGUGUCGCCCGUUCCAAUCGAAAAAGAAGACCCCUUUGACGAGGUUCACGAACUGAACGUCUCCAAGACGGCCGUUAUUCGGGAGCGAACCGCCGGCCGCAGACGUUCCGUCUUCUCGCCAGACGAUGACAUUUUUGGCGGAAACAGCCCAAUCCUGGACGAGCUUCCUCCUCCACGCCCAAAGACACCUGAGAACAACAUCAACAUGGGCGGGCACGAUGUCACUGAUAUCGUCAGAUCCGUCCUCGACGCCAUGCAGCAGCGGUCCGUUUCUGACUCGGCACGCGAUGACAAGCUCCACUUCGGCACCAACAGCCUCAAGGCUUUGGUCAAGCGCGCAGGCGAUCUUCGAGACACACUGUCAGAGGUCGUGCGCCGCGCAGACCAGAUCACAUCGAGCCCUGCUCGGACGCCCCGUCAGCACAACGACAGCCCGGCCUUUACCCGGGUCUUUACGCCAGACCACACUCCGUCCCCGUCGAGCCCACCAAAGAAGUUGCCUCACAGCAGGAGCACGAAUUCUGGGCUCGGGCGCGGAUCGGUAGAUGCCUCGCCAUCGAGUGGCUUGCAACGGAUGCAAAUGAUGACGGUCAGCUGA